This is a messenger RNA of Vicia faba (fava bean), 2468 nucleotides long. The record is from the annotation of a GenBank genome assembly. NCBI's taxonomy places the organism in Eukaryota, Viridiplantae, Streptophyta, Magnoliopsida, Fabales, Fabaceae.
AUGGAAGCUGAUCGAAUUCAUCAACUACAGAAUAAAGGACUAAUUGAUUGCUACUGGAACCGUGUGGAUAAUCCUGGUACCAUAUGGAACUCAGAAAAUGUAUUAUCACAUUACCUUCCAAAUCUAGUCCUGCAAAUAUUACUCGUUGUUUCCGCAACUCGUUUAAUCUUUUGGAUCCUUAGACCCUUACAUCAACCUCAUUUUGUUGCUGAGCUUCUUGCCGGUUUCGUGCUAAAUAUAUAUGUUCCCAUACUGAAUUCCACACUGCUUGGAAUAGCACUUCCUAUAAAGGGACUCCUUGCUUUUGAGUCUAUAGCACAAUUGGGUAUCAUCUACUAUGUGUUUGUAACUGGUUUAGAGAUGAACUUAGAAACAGUAUCAAGAGCAGGAAAAAAAGCAUCAACUAUUGCUAUUGCUGGAACAUUAAUUCCAAUGAUAUUAGGGUUUGUGAUAUAUGUUUUAGUUGCAAAAACAUUCGUAAAAAACGGCGAAUUCAACACUGUUUCAGCUUAUUUCUUAUGGUCGUUAACUAUUAGUAUGACAAGUUUUCCUAUGGUGGCACACAUUCUUUCAGACCUUAAGAUUCUCUAUACAGGACUUGGUAGAGUCGCAUUAACAGCGGCUACAAUCAACGACUUUAUCAAUUGGGCAAUGUUUAUAUUUCUUAUACCGUUAAUUGUUAACGGUAUAAGAGGAAUAUUAUCGGUGAUAUCAACCAUAUUUUUCGUUCUUUUUUGUCGUUGUGUAUUAAGUCCUCCGCUCAACAAAAUAUUAAUCAAGAAAACGAAUCAAAACGAAUGGGACUUGUAUCAAUUAUCCUAUGUGAUAAUUGGUGUUUUUACAUGUGCAACUGUUACUGAAUUUCUUGGUACACAUUCUGUUGUUGGAGCAUUGGUUUUCGGGUUGAUUCUUCCGCGUGGAAAGUUUGCAGAAAUGUUGAUAGAGCAAUCGGAAGAUAUUGGAUCUGGAUACUUAGCCCCGUUGUUUUUCGCAAAUAUUGGUGUAAGAACUGAAGUGCUUCCAGUUUUAAAGGGAAACUUUAUUUUGGUUAUUUUUAUCAUGAUAGUGUUGAUUUCAACUAAGAUUUUGAGUACUAUAGUUGCUACUCGUUUCUACGGAAUGCCGAUUCGUGAUAGUAUGGCUCUUGGAAUGCUUAUGAAUACUAAAGGGGUCUUGUCAUUGAUUAUACUCAACAUUGGAUGGGAUAGAAAGGUUAUUAGCAAAGAAGCAUUUACAAUUAUGGUUUUCAGCAUAUUUUUUAUGACAGUUAUAGUGGCACCUAUUAUCAAUGCAAUGUACAGACCAAGAGUAACAUAUGAACAAAACAAGUUAAGGACAAUAGAGAAUUUGAAAAGUGACUCUGAGAUUAGAAUUAUGGCUUGUGUACACAAUGCUCGCCAAGCAAAUGGAAUGGUCAAUAUCCUUGAAGCUUGUAAUGGCGUAAAUGUUUCACAUGUACGCGUCUUUGCGCUUCAACUUGUUGAACUCAAAGGACGUGCGGCUGCACUUCUGGUUGCGCAAUUAGACCAACAACAACAAAAGGAAUCACAUAUCCUUGAUCAAUCGUCGGAGACGAAUAAUUACUCGUCCAACCAUAUUACCAAUGUUUUUGAAGAAUAUUCGUCUAAUAAUGCUAACACUGUUGUGGAAAAUCUUGUUGCUAUGUCUUCUUAUUCGACGAUUCAUAAAGACAUAUAUAAUUUAGCGUUGGAGAAACAAGCUUCGUUGAUUUUACUUCCUUUUCAUAAGCAAAGCACUGUGGAAGGUUCUUUAGAGAUAACUGAGGCAGCAGUUAAAGACAUUAACCGAAACUUGAUGCAAGACGUGCCUUGUUCGGUUGGAAUUUUCGUUGAUCGUGGCCAUCACGCUUCGUUGUUCAAGAUUAAAAUGCGUAUUACUAUGAUUUUCAUUGGUGGACCUGACGACCGAGAAGCCUUAGCGAUUGCUUGGAGAAUGUCAAAGCAUCCGUGGACACGGCUUACCGUGGUGAGGAUAUUUUUAUGUGGUAAGGCAGCCGAAGUUAAUUCGUCGGGGUAUGAUGAAGGACAAGGACUAUUAGCUGCGAUUUUAGAUUCGGGAAAGCAAAAAGAGUUGGAUGAAGGAUACCUAGGUUCGUUUCGACUUAAAGCGGUUAACAAUGAAGAUAGUAUAACUUAUGCUGAAAGAGAAGUGUAUGCAGGUGAAGAUAUUCCUGAAUUGCUUAAUGAAUUGGAUAGAGUAGGUUGUGAUUUAUACAUUUUAGGACAUGGAAAAGGAAGAACCUCUUUGGUUUUGUUGAAUUUGUUGGAAUGGGCUGAUUGUCUUGAGCUUGGUGUUAUUGGUGAUAUGUUGGCAUCAGAUAGUUUUGGUUCAAACUCUUCAAUACUUGUUGUACAACAAUAUGGAUUUGGAGGUGUAGAAUUCAAUACUAAUCAUAGUUCUCACAAAGCACAUUCAAACAAUGAUGAUCUUGAGUCAUUUUCCCAAAG